Messenger RNA from Xiphophorus couchianus (Monterrey platyfish), 1131 nucleotides. RefSeq names its product M-phase phosphoprotein 6 (gene mphosph6). Gene Ontology annotation, biological process: maturation of 5.8S rRNA. Bases 157 to 645 code for a protein of 162 amino acids. The transcript is spliced from 5 exons. The record is from RefSeq and is a predicted model, not a curated record. Lineage: Eukaryota; Metazoa; Chordata; Actinopteri; Cyprinodontiformes; Poeciliidae.
UGAAGCUGCUCGGGGUUCGAUUCAUCAGACUUAGCGGCGUGUGGCGCAGGUUGUGCAAGUAGCUGAGUUUCUAAACACCGAAAAGCUCAUUUUAGUUUAGUGAGUUUAGUUAAUUCGGGUUAGUUAGAAUUAGCUUAUCCAUCGAUCGAUUAAAAAAUGGCCGGGGAGUCGGCGAAAUUGUCUAAAAACCUGCUGAGGAUGAAGUUUAUGCAGAGAGGGCUGGACGCUGAAACGAAGAAGCAGCUGGAAGAAGACGAGAAAAGGAUCAUCAGUGAUGAGCACUGGUACCUGGAUCUGCCGGAGCUUAAAGCAAAAGAGAACCUGAUCAUUGAAGAGAAGAGCCUGGUUCCCUGUGAGGAUUUGCUCUAUGGCCGCCUGUCCUUCAAAGGGUUUAAUCCAGAGGUGGAGAAACUGAUGGUGCUGCUGAAUCCUAAAGAUGAAAAGGAGGAAGAGGAGGAGGACGUGAGCUGCAUGCAGACAGACGUCACUGAUGAAGAAAUGGCUCUGAGGUACGAGAGUUUAGUGGGAACCAUGAAGAAGAAGUUUGCAAAGAAGCGCGAGCGAGCGGCGAUGGACGAGGACGACGUCAACCAGAACGUAGUUGUGAAAAGCUCAAAGAAAACCUUCUUGAAGCCCCAGGACUGAAAAUAUUUUAAUCGUGAGGAAAAACUGGAAUGUCGGAAACUAUAAACUGACCGGACGCUACACCGUUCAGUCGUCUCUGUGAGACGCAUUACUGCCGAUCGAGCUUUCAAAGGAUCAAUUCAUCGUUUCCACUCGUCGCACCGGAAGAUCCACCGAUUCUGCUUUGAGGUACACACCUCGAAACAUUCGGACUCGGACUGUGAAACAGAGGCCAACAGGAAGUUGCUGGAUGAAUUCCCACAUCAUUAAAGCUCUGCAGUGAAUUUCUAGAGGAACUAAGAUUAAUCUAAUUUGUUACAAUGUUUUAGAACUACACAGAUUGUAUUGAGUUUUUUUUAAGAAAAUGUUUUUUUUAAAACAUCUGUGCUGCUGCAGUUCCUCAUGUUAUCAAUAUAGAUGUAUAAAAAAAUGUGAAUGAAGCCGACAGGAGUCUUUUUAAAUAAACCUUCAUGCAUCCUCCAUAGACAGGAUACUUCAGAAAUUUAA